Messenger RNA from Trichoplusia ni (cabbage looper), 1033 nucleotides. RefSeq names its product pyridoxal phosphate homeostasis protein. NCBI's taxonomy places the organism in Eukaryota, Metazoa, Arthropoda, Insecta, Lepidoptera, Noctuidae. The coding region runs from base 116 to 886 and encodes 256 amino acids. The record is from RefSeq and is a predicted model, not a curated record. Gene Ontology annotation, cellular component: intracellular anatomical structure. The transcript is spliced from 4 exons. Gene Ontology annotation, molecular function: pyridoxal phosphate binding.
AUAUUUCGUUGACAUUGACAUUACGUUGUUAUCAAACUACGGUUAUCACGACGUGAUAUUUGAGAAUCUCGAAAGUUGAACUAUUUAUUACAACAUUAGUAAUAAUAAACACGUUAUGUCAUCAGCAGAGACCCAAGUCGACGUGAUGCUUGGACUAAAGAAUGUGUUGACGAAAAUCGAAGCCGCCGUCUCUAGGCGAAGCAAAGACUUGCCUCAAAUUGCACCUAGGUUGGUAGCUGUGUCAAAAAUAAAGCCGGCUGCAUUAAUCGCUGAAGCUUAUGAAGCUGGUCAGAGACACUUCGGUGAGAACUACGUCAACGAGCUGGCAGAAAAAGCUGUUGAUCCACUCAUUCUGGAAAAGUGCAAAGAUAUAAAGUGGCAUUUCAUUGGGCAUUUGCAGACUAAUAAAAUCAAUAAAUUAUUAGGCUCACCAAAUCUGUUUAUGGUUGAAACUGUUCACUCUGAGAAGUUGGCUACUAAUUUGAAUAAACAAUGGCCUAAGUACAGGAAGAAUGAAGAGAAGUUACCUGUUAUGGUGCAGAUCAAUACAAGUGCUGAAGAAGCAAAAAGUGGCAUUGAACCAUCAGAAACAACAAAAGUAGUUGGACAUGUAUUAGAAAACUGUCCCAAUCUGGAAUUCAAAGGCUUGAUGACUAUUGGUCAAUAUGACUAUGACACUACUAAAGGGCCAAACCCAGAUUUUCUGACCCUUGUUAAAUGUAGGCAGGAAGUAUGUGAAAAUCUCAAGCUUGAUAUAAAUGAAGUUGAAUUGUCUAUGGGGAUGUCUACUGACUUCGAACAUGCGAUUGAGCUGGGAGCAACAACUGUUCGAGUUGGAUCAACUAUCUUUGGUGCUAGACCAGCUAAUUAUAAACAUGUAGCUUGAAUUAUCUGUAGAUCAUAAUUGUUAUCUCAAGUUAUUUAAUGUUAAUAGAUAAUUUAUCAAGAAUGAACAAUCUAGUUCAAAUAAGUUUAAGGACAAUAUUGUUUUAAUGAUAUAGAUUAUAAUAUUAAAUGGGCUUCCGAACAUAAA